Erigeron canadensis is the source of this 2229-nucleotide messenger RNA. RefSeq names its product probable NOT transcription complex subunit VIP2. The transcript is spliced from 15 exons. Lineage: Eukaryota; Viridiplantae; Streptophyta; Magnoliopsida; Asterales; Asteraceae. The record is from RefSeq and is a predicted model, not a curated record. Gene Ontology annotation, cellular component: P-body; CCR4-NOT core complex. The coding region runs from base 247 to 1983 and encodes 578 amino acids. Gene Ontology annotation, biological process: regulation of DNA-templated transcription; nuclear-transcribed mRNA poly(A) tail shortening.
CCCCUUACCAGCUUCAGACACACUCUCACAAAAACACUUCGAAGAAGAAGAUCGCCAAACGAACUCACCGUCUGUGUGAAUAAUUUACUACACCGAUCACUUAUUUUCAAAUUAUAUUAUAUAUAUAUAUAUAUAUCUACCCGGAUCAAUCACACUCGAGAUAGUGUGCUCUGCCAAAGAAUCACACAAACCAACGACACUGAAGAGGAAUGAUUUAAUUGCUCUUUGUCUCAGCUUUCCUCUACAAUGUCCGGGAUACUUAAUUCAGGUGUGAAUGGCUCAACGUCAACUUUUCCAGACGCCACCGGAAGGGCUUAUACUACAGCAUUUUCUGGUCAGUUAGGUGCCUCUGCUGCUGAUAUGAACCACAAUGAUGCAAUAGGGUUGCGAAGUUUGAAUGGUAACUACAACCUUCCCAGCAUGCCUGGGGGAUACACAUCAAGAAAUUCGGGAUUAAAUGGUCCCUUGAAUGGUAUACAACCACCUACUGGAAACAUAUCUAACGGACGAUAUGCAGUAAAUAAUCUUCCGGUUGCACUUUCUCAGCAAUCUGCUGCCAGCUCUCUUGGGCUUUCAGGGAUGACAAACAAUGGAGGGUCAGGUAUACCUCAAAGUUUAGGAAAUAGAGAACAGCUUAUGAGCUCAAUGGCAAUGGGAAACCUAGUAAAUGGUGGAAACAUUGGAAGAAGUUUAAGCUCUGGUGGACUGAAUAUGCCUGGGGUUGCUAGUCGCUUGAAUCUAACUGCACCCCAGAUGGUAUCUCUCCUAGGGAAUUCUUACACUGGUGCUGGAGGCCCAAUUUCACAGAAUCAAUUUCAAGGAGGGAAUAAUCAUCUAAAUUCAAUGGCUUUGCUAACUGAGCUGAAUCGUGACCAUUCUUUUGAUAUGAACGAUUUCCCUCAGCUAAGUGGGCAUCUUAGCUCUGCUGGUGGUUCUCAAAGACAACUAGGGGGUUUGUCACGGCGGCAAAGUGUAGGCUUUAUGCAACAAAACCAAGAAUUUAGCAUCCAAAACGAAGAUUUUCCUGCUUUGCCUGGAUAUAAAGGUGGUAAUGAUUUUCCAGUUAAUAUGCACCAGAAGGAACAGCUCCGUGACAAUGUGGUGUCUGGCAUGCAAUCCCAGCAACAUUUGCCUGUCGGGAGAUCAGCUGUAUUCAGCUUGGGAGGUAGUGGAUAUUCAUCGCAUCAACAACAGCAGCAUGCUUCACUUAAUGGUGGUAGUUCCUACCUUCCGACAAACACUCAAGAUCUCCAUUUUCAUGGUUCUGAGGCAAGAAACUCGGGGAUGCUUGCCAGUGGAUCAAGGCCUGUAAACUUGUCAAACACAGUGUCAGGUGGUGGUUCUUACGAUCAGCUCAUUCAGCAGUAUCAACACUUUCAGAAACAGGCGCAGAUACGCCUUGCCAGUCCGUUUAGAGACCAGGAUUUGAAGUCAACCCAGGCAUCUCAAUCUGUUGCUGACAGAUUUGGAUUAUUGGGUUUGUUGAAUGUCAUAAGGAUGAACAAUCCUGAUUUGACCCCUCUUGCUCUAGGUAUAGAUCUUAUGACAUUGGGUCUAAACUUGAAUUCUCCUGACAAUCUGUAUAAGAAGUUUUCAUCUCCAUGGUCGGAUGAAUCUGCCAAGGGAGAGCCCCAUUACGCCAUUCCUGAGUGUUUUAACACCAAACAACCAUCUCCCCUAAACCAAGAUAGCUUCUCAAGAUUUUCUCCAGAGACCUUGUUUUAUAUAUUCUAUAGCAUGCCAAAGGACGAGGCCCAGUUGUUUGCGGCAAAUGAACUGCACAAUAGAGGAUGGUUUUAUCACCGAGAGCUGCGUCUAUGGUUUUCAAGGGCUCCCAACAUGGAACUCCUUGUCAAGACAAGUACUUUUGAGAGAGGUUGUUAUUACUGUUUCGACCCCAACACCUGGGAAACUAUUCGAAAGGACAACUUUGUUGUUCAAUAUGAAAUGGUGGAAGACCGACCGGUGCUUCCCCGUCGUUAGUUUUAUGAAGUGUCUGAUAAUACAGGCUGGGACUCGUCUUCUUUGAUUUCAAAGAACUUGAUGAGUUAGAUCUUUUAGAAGUUAUAUACAGAACUAAGAAAGUAAGUAAUCCAAAUGGUUGGGUGCAUAAUCUAAAGUUUAAAAAAAUUAUGUUUAAAUAGAUAUGCGUAAAUGUUUGUGUUUAAACUCCUGGUUACAAACUUCUUUUAGAAAUCUUAAAAGAAAAAAAAAAAUUGUUGUACUUUA